This is a messenger RNA of Trifolium pratense (red clover), 1368 nucleotides long. RefSeq names its product protein FAR1-RELATED SEQUENCE 5-like. The coding region runs from base 1 to 1368 and encodes 455 amino acids. The record is from RefSeq and is a predicted model, not a curated record. The transcript has a single exon. NCBI's taxonomy places the organism in Eukaryota, Viridiplantae, Streptophyta, Magnoliopsida, Fabales, Fabaceae. Gene Ontology annotation, molecular function: DNA-binding transcription factor activity, RNA polymerase II-specific.
AUGAAACCGAACAUCGAUGAACCCGACAUUGCACAACCUAAUGUAGUUGAACCCACAAAUAUUUUGGUUAACACUGCCAAUUAUUUUUUUAAGUGUGAAAAGUAUAAGGUCCGAGAUGAGAUGAUUGAAUGGUGCAAAAAAGAGGCUAUAAAAGCUGGAUUUACUAUGGUGAUUGUGAAAUCAGAUAACGGUUCUUACCGAAGGAAAAAGACUUUAGUAUUGGGUUGCUCAAGAGGCGGUGCGUACAAAGAACCGAAUAGGAAAUUGAAGAAAGAAGACACGGCUACGAGGAAAUUGAACUGUCCGUUCAGACUGCGAGGUUACUUUUUGGCAUCAGAGGAAUGGAGACUAAGUGUUGUGUGUGGUGAACAUAACCACAAGUUGGCAAAAAAUCUAGAAGGUCAUACUCUUGCCGGACGUUUAAAACCAGAGGAGAAGGAGUGUGUGCAGGAGUUGUCAAAGAAUUUGGUGGCCCCGAAGAACAUAUUGUCGACACUGAGAGGGAGAAAUCCGGAUAUCAAGACUUCAAUGAAGCAAAUAUACAAUGUGCGCCAAAGGUUAAAAAAAGAUGCUAGGGGUCAAAUGUCUGAAUUGCAACAACUCAUGAAGUUGUGUGAAAACAACAAAUAUUUUCACAAGUGUAGAACAAUUGGUGACUCGACUACUAUACAAGAUAUUUUUUGGGCACAUCCUGAAAGUGUGAAAUUGCUUAACACUUUCCCUACUGUUUUAGUGAUGGAUUCAACGUACAAAACCAACAAGUAUAAAAUGCCUUUAUUUGAGAUAGUUGGCGUAACUUCAACCGAGGUGUCGUACAAUGUUGGUUUUGCCUAUAUUGCCAAUGAAAAAGAAGACAAUUUCACAUGGGCCCUUGAGACGUGUCAGAGUCUUUUGAACAGUAAAGACACAAUGCCGAAGGUCAUUGUCACUGAUAGGGAUCAGGCACUGAUGAAUGCAGUUGCGAAAGUGUUUCCAAAUUCAACUGCUUUAUUGUGUCGGUUACAUGUUUUUAAGAACGUAAAAGCUAAGUUCAAGAAUCUUUGCACCGCAAAAGGAGAAAAGAUGAAUCAAUUACUGAACACACUCACAUUUCAAUGGAAAUCAAUUAUUCAGUCGACUUCAGAAGAUUCAUAUAUUGAUGCAGUUCUUGAGUUCAGGAAAGCGUUUGACCACUAUCCAGAUUUUCUUAAAUAUGUUGAAACAACUGUUCUAGAUCCGGUGAAGGAAAAAAUCGUGAGCUUAUGGAUAGAUCGUGUUAUGCACAUUGGCAACACUACCACCAACAGAGUUGAGUCACAACAUGGUUCGUUGAAAGAGUAUUUGCCGGAUUGUAAGGGUGAUUUGCCGGAGUACCAACUUAUAUCUUGA